AUUACUCCGCGUACUACGUACAAUAACACGCUUUGAAAUACUCUAGGAAGCGCAGCGAAAAUGCCGUAAGCAGCUGGGAGUUCGUCAAGUCCACCUGUGCGCAAGUGAGUCACCGUCGCAAUGCAGAACGAGCUUUCGGACCUGAGGCAACGUGUCGCGCCAAUGAACUCCAAAGAUGAGCACUCGGCGGGCUUAUUUCAACCCUUCAAAAAGCCGGCUCUCGGCUUCAUCGGCACGAUCCUCACGGAACUUCGGCCAGUGAUGAAGGAGCCACCGGCAAAGAAGGUCAUAUGGUUGAUGGCAGGAAACAUCAUAUGUAGCUCAGUCCUCUCGUAUUGGAGUCGAUCUUCUGGGAGUUUAGCACUCAAUGCGUUUACACAGCUGACACUGUUUGACCUGCUCUGCUUAGGGAAUUGCUUACUGGGCAUGUGGGUGUCUCAGCAGAAGCCUGGGCCAACCUAUAGCUUUGGGUACAGAAGAUGGGAAGUCCUAGCCAUUUUGGCCAGCACGAUAUUGUCACAGCUUGGCUCGUUCUUAGUUUUGAAGGAAAGCCUGGAGAGGCUGCUGGACCCAAUUGCUGUUCACAAUGGUCGCCUGCUGCCAGGUGUGGUGCUGGGUCUCUGCUGGCACUUGCUGGUCCAGCUAAGCGUCCAGCAGCCAUCAUUGGCCAGUGUCCUGCAGGCGUCCAGUUCCAGUUGGCUCCAGGAGCAUUUGUCUGACAUCAGUCGCAGUGUGUGCAGUGUGGUGCCAGGGCUUUCUGGACUGCUGUUGCCACGUCUGAAUCCCAUUCUUCUCCUGGGCUGGGCCGAGGCAUGCCUCCUGCUCCUUUGCCACACACUGCUGCUUUCCUAUGGCUGGCAACAUGCGGACACCGUGACAGCUGUUCUUCUUGCCAUUAUGUGCUGUGCUACAAUGUUACCUGUGAGCAUCCACUGCGCCUGUGUUUUGCUUCAGACGACGCCACGUCACUUGCUAGGCCAGCUGGACAAGUGUCUUCGGGAGGCGUCUACAUUGGACGGUGUGCUGGAGUUCAGACACGAGCUGUUUUGGACACUUGCCUUUGGCACACUGGCUGGCUCGGUACACGUUCGUGUUCGGAGAGAUGCAAAUGAGCAGCUUGUUCUGGCACACAUCGUGGAUCGCCUCUCGGGCCUGGUGCCCGAGCUGACUGUCCAGGUGUUCAAGGAUGAAUGGGCAUGGAGCCGAGCAACUGCAUUUCAUCCAUCACGAGACCAAGCAGCUGGGCUGGAUAGACGCGAAUCACUCGGUAGUCACUCCGCCCAGCACCUUUCUGCUCCGGCAAAAGUGUGAUUUUGUGGGCUGUUAGAUUCUGAAAAACGGUUGCAACGUGAAGUUGCUCUGCGGCGAAGCAAGAGAACUGCAACUGUCUGUUCCAUUUCUGUGAUAUCGACGUACCAUCAGCAUAUACUAAAACUUGACCAAUAGAAAAAGGAAAGACACUUGAUCAGAACUUAUGUUGGACACAAUUGUCGUUCGAACGUGAAGUGUAAGAACUCUGUACCUGGGCCGGAAAGCGUGGUUCAUUCCUAAAUGUGUGUUUUUGGAGCCUGAGUUAUGUUGCUGUAUGGUUGAACCUUGACGUGUUGAAAACGAAUAUAAUGAAUUAUAUGUCACAAAUAAAGCUGGGUCGUUUUCCUCUGAUAACAAUGGGUAACCAGUUAUUAUAUGGUUGUGACAAGCAUUGAAUCUAGCAGAGGUACUUUCAUGUAUGAUGCAGCCGUUACAUGUGAGGUACGACUAUACAACUUCAGACAAAUAUGGAAUCGCAAGGCUACAUUUCAGUUUGUAGUUUUAUCAGCGCAUGUUUGUGCUGUUGAACGUGGCAGUGUCGUGUUGCCAUGGUGCGUGUGCAUACUGUCACCUAUGUGUUAGAUGCUGUACAGAUGCACGACAGACUCGCAGUGUGUUUGGAUGCAGUGAUGACAAAGCCGUGUGAAUGCAGUGUAAUGUUACACUUGGUUGCGUUGUUGUCGAAGUCAUGACGAUGUUCUGCCUUGCACUGCUGCUGUGAACGUUGUGCACACAAGCACUAGCGUUCCUGCUGUAUAGCUGUGCUCAUGCACUGGUUUUAGUGGGACAGACCAUAAACUUCAGUCUACUAUAAACAUUGACAACAUUUCUUCAGUCCCAAUGACCGUUGGAAUUUAUGUUGAUCGUACAUGUUCAUGCAAGUUUCUGCAAUUUGUUUUGUGCCAGUCUUGUGCCAAACAUUGUGGCCCCAUAGUAUACAAUAGCAAUGUCUUUAAUUUUUUUUUUUUUUUUCGUAACUGCUGUGAGUUUCUACUUAAUGCUGGUAUGUAACCUUGUGUGACGAUGGAAUUGUGUUCAUUGUUAGCCUUUCAAAUGAUUGAAAAGGCUUGUAACAUUGUGAUGCUGCUGUGUCUGCUACUACUAUGGGUGUUACGGUAUUAAAUGUUACUGGAUAAUGGA
Rhipicephalus sanguineus (brown dog tick) is the source of this 2451-nucleotide messenger RNA. RefSeq names its product zinc transporter 6. The transcript is spliced from 13 exons. The record is from RefSeq and is a predicted model, not a curated record. Lineage: Eukaryota; Metazoa; Arthropoda; Arachnida; Ixodida; Ixodidae. Gene Ontology annotation, cellular component: membrane. Bases 121 to 1311 code for a protein of 396 amino acids. Gene Ontology annotation, biological process: transmembrane transport; monoatomic cation transport. Gene Ontology annotation, molecular function: monoatomic cation transmembrane transporter activity.